AUGGUGAUCGAUCAGCUUGACAAGCUCAUGGGAGUCAAAGCAGAGGUUUCUGAAAACGAUAUGCGCGCCAUCGUUCGCGCUGUGCGCAAGCAGUCAAAAAAGAUGGCCAAGGACGUGUGUGGCAAAGUCUUGGACGCACUUCAAGGAUUGCCGUUUUCCCCGAUUGUCGAAAAGAUGCAUGCCGUCAGGCGCCAAGAAAUGUGGCAAGUUUUCGAGGAAGUGAUGGCGAGGCUGGGUGUCGCUGGCGGCCGAGAGAUGGAGACACUUUUCAACGUCAUGGAUCAGGCCGUGAGAUGCACAUCGUCAUCGCUGGCUGCGUUUGCACAAGUGAAGAAGACUGGCGGGCGUAUUGGAAUCCGAGUCUGGCAUCACGAUGCAGAUGCUUUGCAGGAUGCACGAACUGAGGGAUGCCUAUCGCUUCGAAAAUUUUCGCGAGACGGUUUUGACAUCACGAACCACAACAUGAGCCCGGAUGAGCUGCGCUUGGUCUACCGCCUCGUGAACCAGGUUGUCGCGCAUUUUACCGGUUGUCGCGUGACCUUGGCACGUUCAUGGAAUCUGAGGGACUGCUUGUGUGGAUGGUUUGAUGGGAAGCCCAAAGUCUCGCAGUUUGUGGGCCGCAAGCGGAAGUUUGAGGUGGACCUCACGGGGCCAAAGAAGGUCUGUCAGAUUUGCCGAACUGACUCGACAACGACGGAGUGGGCGAGACGUAAAGGCAGCAGAAAGGACCAGCGCAGUCGACCAGAGGGCUCGCGUUGUUUGUCGUGUCACAAGAUGGUUGAGGUGUUGGUGGAGCAGCGCUUUUUCGGCAAGGACAUCGCAUCAGAAAAGUUGGUUUGGAGCUCGAAGAAGCUGCGAACCCACGCGGCCCGUCACCGGACGGCAUGGCUGGCGCACAGUGACGCCGAGCGUUUCAGACAACACCUGCAGACAGAGAGAUUCCCAAAUGCGAAGAAGGACAUCGACAUCGUCGUCUACAAAGGCUACAAGUAUGUGAAGGUGCCGGCCACCACCCUGUUUCCUCCGGCAGGGUGCCUGCGGCAACAGCAGGUGUCAGAAGAGAUUUUCGGACAGCAAAGGUGCGCAGGCGGAGAAGCGGCAGCGGACCUCUUUCGAAAUUGCUACAACUCGGAUAGUGACUUGAUGGAGCCGCUGCGCGAGUGA
This is a messenger RNA of Symbiodinium natans, 1164 nucleotides long. NCBI's taxonomy places the organism in Eukaryota, Dinophyceae, Suessiales, Symbiodiniaceae. The record is from the annotation of a GenBank genome assembly.